Molecule: messenger RNA, 2499 nt
Organism: Cladophialophora bantiana CBS 173.52
Lineage: Eukaryota; Fungi; Ascomycota; Eurotiomycetes; Chaetothyriales; Herpotrichiellaceae
Exons: 1
Coding region: 1-2499 (832 amino acids)
Biological process (GO): regulation of DNA-templated transcription
Molecular function (GO): zinc ion binding; DNA-binding transcription factor activity, RNA polymerase II-specific
Source: RefSeq, a predicted model, not a curated record
AUGGCCCAGACUGUUGCCCUACGCCGUCGCCAGAACAAGAGCUGCGACCAGUGUCGAGCAGGCAAACGUCGCUGCGAUGUCGAAGUCGCCGUCCACGAGAUCCCGGCAGUCAGCGGUCUCGGUUUCCCUUCGAGCGACGAACAUGAGGCGACAAACAUUUUCGCCUCCUCUCCGUGCACGAACUGUAAGAAGUGGAAAAAGGCAUGUACAAUCGAGUGGAUCAAGUCUCAUCAGAGGCGUCAAUCGACCACUUCCAGGCGCCGGCGAGAAUCUAAGGGAAUAUCGCAGGUGGUCGACGACACGGCCACGCAAGAGGCAUGGGUCGACGGCAGCUCGAGUUUGCCACCAGAGGACAUUGACUCUAUGCUUAGCGACUCUCUCAACAGGUCGAUCUCCAGAGAAACCAUGCCGGAUGGUUCCACAACAGGCCUGUCAGCAAGUGCCAUGUUUGACGGCUUUAGUGGAUCACAGCAGGACGACAGCGCCUCUCUCGUAAACUCACAGCUCAGUCAGCCUUUCUACGACUUCACACCCCUUGACUGUCCCGAGCGCUAUUCGAACAAUUACUACGUGCCUCAGCCGGUGCUCGACCCAGAUUUCGCCAUUGAUGGCCAAUCUUCCAUAAGUUACCGCUCCGACAGGUCAAGCUCCUGGGGACAGCCUAUGUCGAAUCCUCAGUCAGUAGUUGACAGUCAGGACCAGGAAUCAACAGUGCAGGAACGUCGAUUUUCUCCCCCAUUCUACGGGAAUGGUCUAAUGAAUAAGACCGCUUCGCCCUUCGCCUCGCAUUUUCUCGCAGAAGAUCACAGUCGGCUCUAUAUCAAAAAGGGCCUGCUCAAAAUCUACCACGACUCCCUAGAAGGUGCUUUGAGCUGUUGGCUCAUUGAAAGGAAUUGCCCCUACGCGUCUAGUCCGUUUGUCGACGAAAGAGAUGCCUGGAGCUCCAAAUGGUCCAACAGAAUCGUGACACGAGUCCGCGCAUUAGACGAGGCCUACUCGAGGAGUGGCCUUCUAUCUCAGAGCGACCAGAAACAGGCUUCGAACGUCCUCAGCCUCGUGGUUAUGGCAUUCGCGGUGCAAUGGGCUCAGUCUUCCUAUGGAAAACACGAAAACCUAAGCACUCACCAACCUGAACAUGGGAUCUUUGGGCGGAACAUGCAAAAGGCACUUUGGCAUAAAGCCAACGCGGCCCUCGGUCAAGCCGUGGCAAACCCGUCCUUCAAGGUCAUAUUUGCCGCGAUCAUAUUUUCUUUGACGCAACGUCCAAUGGACCCGGCAGAAGUUCUCCCCAACACACACUCACAUCGGCAGAAUGAUCUCGCGUCGCUGCGCAAGAUUCUCGAUCACGACGGCGGUCCUAUCUUCUUGGAUGUUGCAGUUCGCAAAUUGCAUGAUCACCAACGAAGACUCAAAGACGCCGAGCGCUCUCAGAAUGGGGGCCAACUCGCGUUGCAAGCGUCCCAAACUCUCGGCGAGCAGGACAAACAAACGUUUGGACUUAUGUUCUGGCUCGCCAUCAUGUUUGACACAAUAUCUGCAGCUAUGAAUCGCCGGACUUUCACGCUCAGCGACGGCGAGACCAGCAUCAACGAUGAUGACCCGCCGCCAGCCCCAAGGCUCUCAACAUCCAUCAAUGGCUUUGCCUGUGACCUGGAUGGCUACUCGGGUUUCUCGAACAUGAACAGCUCUCAAUUGGCUCGAGAGUCGCAUAUAUGGGGCAACUAUUUCCUUCGUCAGCAGUCUCGAAUUGGAGACGUCCGCAAGCAAACAACUCGUUGGCCUUGCUCUUAUAUUGACGCUGCUGCAUGCCUCGCCGAUGCUGCUCCUGUUAAAGUCCUCGUUUUCCGCAGAGUUGGGCACCUUCAAGAUCUUUACUAUCAACGCGCCCCACCUGAUGCGAUCGAGAACGCCAUCGCAUCCACACUGGAGGUCUAUAACCAUUGGAACAAUACCUAUGGUCGAUUUAUCACCGACUGUGUGGCAAACCACGAAAGCCUCCCCGCUCGCAUUCAAUCAUGGUACAUCCUCCUGGCUAGCCACUGGCAUUUGGCAAUCCUCAUUCUGGCCGACCUGAUUGAAAAGCUGGAUGAUUCGAAUAUGACCCUACCGGCGAAUCGAACUGCGAGACAGACAACGGAGUUCUCUGCAGCCUUGCGUUUCCGCUCCGUAUACGCUGUAUCCGACCUUGGCCGAUGUUCACGCUUCAGCAACGAAGACCUAUCAUUUUCGCAAUCGCCAGAUUUUCAUCAUGCUGUCAACAAGGCAGCGUUACUCACCGAGCCAUGGACGGUAGUUUUAGUGCGCUCAUUCGCGCACGCCGGUGAAGUCCUUGUCAAAUUGGUCCUGUCCAGGCGGGAACCCGGACUUUUUAUGGACACCAACCACCUCGCGGAAGCAAGAAGUCGUCUGAAUGACUGUAUCGAGGCGUUGUGGCUACUAGGAAGAAAAAGUGACAUGGCGUUAAGUGCGGCAAAAAUCCUGCAAGAGGCUGUGAACUAG